UAUAUAUCCUUCUCCUUUUCCUCCUCUUAUAUAAAGCCAUUAAAGUUGUUCCUCUUCUCUCACCUUUGGUCAUCAUCAUCUUCUUCUUCUUCUUGAGAAGCUUAACUUGGUUAGAGAGAUCAUGGCUAUCUCUAACUGGUUUGAAAGAUGCAAGCCUGUCUUAGCCAUGGUGGUGGUGCAGUGUAUCUAUGCUGGCAUGGCUCUCUCAGCUAAGCAAGCUUUCACUGAAGGAAUGAACACCAUGGUCUUUGUUGUUUAUAGACAAGCCAUUGCUACUCUUGUCCUUGUUCCUAUUUCUAUUCUUUCUAGAAGGGGAAGAGUUGAUCAUUUGGCUCUGGGAAUCAAAGGAUUUUCUUUGGUGUUUGUUGCUUCUCUUGUUGGUGCAACACUGAACCAGUACUUGUAUUACAAAGGAAUGGAUUUAUCAUCUUCAUCAAUGGCCACUGCAAUGACAAACCUCAUUCCAGCUGUGACAUUUAUCAUGGCACUUUUCUUUGGAAUGGAGAAAGUAAAAUUGAAUAGCUUGAGAAGCAUGGCUAAAAUUUUAGGAACUUUAGCAUGCGUCGGAGGAGCCAUGUGCAUGGCCAUGUACAAAGGACCGACACUUCUUAAUGAACAACUGCGACAAUUAUUGACACUUUCUUCACUUCUUCAAUCAGUGAAAGAAAGUUGGAUGAUCGGUUGUCUUUUUCUUAUGGGAAGUACUUGUUGCUGGUCUUUUUGGCUAAUUCUUCAGGUUCCGAUAUGCAAGAACUAUCUUGAUCCGCUUUCGCUCUCCGCUUGGAUGUGCUUCUUAUCGACCUUCCAAUCCGCUAUACUCACCGUCUUGAUUGAACCGAACAUAAAUGCAUGGAAAAUCAAAUCACUCUUUGAACUUGGAUGUUGCUUAUUUGCAGGAAUUUUUGGCUCUGGUGUUACAUUUUAUCUUCAAUCUUGGAGUAUAGCAAUCAGAGGACCUCUCUUCUCAGCAUUGUUUAAUCCACUCUCAACAAUCAUGACUACAAUCUUGGGUUUCUUGUGGCUCAAUGAGACAAUUCAUUUAGGAAGCUUGGUAGGUGGCAUUGCAGUUAUUUUAGGAUUGUAUAUAGUUCUAUGGGGGAAAGCCAAUGAAUAUAAUAAGAAGAGUGAGCCAGAGCUGAAGGAUGAUUCGGCAGUAAUACCAAUAUCAAUCGAAUCACAACAAGAAAUCAUCGAAAACGAUCUUAGUAAACCUUUGCUUGUUGGAGAACUUGAUGAUGUUGAGAAUCAAGUCGAAGUUUAAUGCGCAUACACCAGUUUUGCUA
Dioscorea cayenensis subsp. rotundata (Guinea yam) is the source of this 1283-nucleotide messenger RNA. Its product is annotated as WAT1-related protein At4g30420-like. Bases 122 to 1261 code for a protein of 379 amino acids. The transcript is spliced from 7 exons. The record is from RefSeq and is a predicted model, not a curated record. Gene Ontology annotation, molecular function: transmembrane transporter activity. NCBI's taxonomy places the organism in Eukaryota, Viridiplantae, Streptophyta, Magnoliopsida, Dioscoreales, Dioscoreaceae. Gene Ontology annotation, cellular component: plasma membrane.